Messenger RNA from Ramularia collo-cygni, 1059 nucleotides. RefSeq lists its product as uncharacterized. The coding region runs from base 1 to 1059 and encodes 352 amino acids. The transcript has a single exon. The record is from RefSeq and is a predicted model, not a curated record. Lineage: Eukaryota; Fungi; Ascomycota; Dothideomycetes; Mycosphaerellales; Mycosphaerellaceae. Gene Ontology annotation, biological process: regulation of cell cycle. Gene Ontology annotation, cellular component: nucleus.
AUGGCGCCCAAGGAAGAGGAUCUACGGGCUCUGAACGAGCUGAUCUCGUCGACUCUGGCACUGCUUCGACAGUUUGGAUCUUCGCUGAGUGAAGAUAAAACAGCGACUCCAGCAAUUCCCAACCCACCGAAUCCACUGGAUAUUGUGCGAGAUGCUGCGAAACUCCUUAAAGCGCAUACCACCAAACUCUCUCUCCUGGGUAUCAACAAACCCUUCACACCGACCGCUAUCGCCGGAGUCCUGCGGGAGUUGAGUGGCACAUGUCUUCCUGCAAUGAUGAGCGUCGUCCAAAUAUGCGAAGUCGAGAAAGCCUCUUGGGGUACCCAGAUGACCGGUGAAGUACACAGACGCGUACGUCGGGUAUUUCGUGAGGUGCAGAACUUGUUGGAGGAGCUGCAAUCUAUUGCCAGUGGGAAUGAGCCUGGCGGGAGUCGAAGGGAUUGUCUCAGUUCCACAGGUGUCGUAUGGGAGGCUUGUGAUGCGCUGAUCGAGCUGGAGCAAAUGGGCAUUGCUGGCUUGGCGGUACAAAAGGCGGAACAGUAUCGCGAUUCGAUCAAGGACGCAAUCGAGGAGCUGCAGGAAUGGAAGGAAGGCACGAAUCUAGACACAGAGGGACACGAUGAUGAGCUAUUGGACAGCGGAGACGAGGGUGUGGAUGGAGACACGGAUAGUCUGGAUGAUUUGUUCAAUGCUGCAAACAGCAUGCCGCAGGAUCGCCCAGAGUUGAAAAAGCUUGUGGAAAGCGCUGAGGCAAGGCUGAAGAAGAUUGUGCUUUUGUACACGGCACUUGUCAAGAGACGAUUCAAGACGUUCAAAGGCGGAGACAACAUGCAGGUUGCGGCGUUGGACAAAGUAGCAACGCAGCUGUAUGUCGUUCAGACCGACAUCGACGAUACGAUUGCCUCGUUUUACGACCUGGAUGAAGAUAGCGUCAAGGAAGGACUUGAGAAAUGUACAAAGGAAGCACGAAUUGCGUGUGAGUCGGUUAGACUUGGCUGGGACGGCAAAGAGGACGAGUUCACGGCUUGGAGCAAAAAGUGGGAAGAGGCUGUAUCUUGA